CACACACAUCGAGUCAACCACGGGUAUACACUACACGUGCCCACGUAUCUAGGCAGUCCCGUAUCCAUCAAAACCUCACUACACCUGCUGCCAAUCUCUACGAAAGCUGGCUACGGAAAAAGCCGUCGGUGUCGAGCUCACCGAAGAGGCUUGUGUCGUGCAGGGGUGCCGGCAGGUGUGGUGCCGUAAGAUCAUCCUCUUCUCCGUCCAUCGGCAGAGCAGGGAACGGAGGCGGGUGACUGUGUGACGAGUGGGCGGGUGUGGGGGCCAGGGGCCACUUAUGGGAUGGCACCGGUUGCCCGUCAACUCCUGCAUACACCAAACGCACCCGAACAGAGGCACACAUCGACAGCGCGCCCGAACACAGGCAUAAGUGUCUGCCAAUCACCUGCGUGUGUCGUGUGAGAUUUCGCUCGUGCGUAGGCCUCGUCAAUGUCCUUGAACGUGUCACCUCUGGCCUCCACCAUGAAGCACACCCUCCCCGACGGACUCGUGCCCACACCGAAGCCCUCUCCCUUCUGGAUGCUUAUCGCAUAGGCCUGGAGCUCAGCCAGAGGCCGCGACCCACCUGAGCACCAACACACAAGAUACACUUCCGCCACCAUCACCGCACGGCUUACCGGCGCUUAGCGUGUUGCUAUCGGAGUAUACGAUCGGAGGAGGGGUCGUCUCCGUCAUCUGACAGUGGAGGAAGGAGAGCAGCGUGAUGCACUCAUUGAUGUGAUAGUGAGGAGGUGGACCCACCUGCAAACUCAAACUCACACCCGGCCCACCAAUUCCGAGCCUGCAUCAACCAGACCACAACAGAGGGGUCCUUCCCUGCACUUGCUGCCACCUUACUGGUUGCUGGUAGGGCUCGACUCGCUUGGCGGUGCCGUUGGCAUAAAGGCCUGAGAGGAGAGGACAACAGGUAAAAGAUCUGCUGCUCUGGUCGCUAUCCUUACCUGUUGCUCAACUGACGGGCAUUGAUACAGGUAUGUGCUAGCGAAGGUCAUCUGCAUCCAUGAAGAAGUGAAGAGAGCGACCAUGGAGGAGAGAAGCGACAUGUGCUCGCCGCUGUCUGCUCACCUGCUCUUUUCGUUGAAACUUGUUCAUCAGGUCAGCCGGCAUCUUCACCUGCAGGUCAAGCACAACACAAAUAAAUGAGUCGGCGAAGAUGCACUCACUCUCUUCUGCCACCCUCCCACCCACCCACCUCUUUUCUCUUGCGCGUCUCCAGUUUCCUCUGCUUUGUCGCGUCAGAGAGAGCAUCCCAGUGGUAUUUCUCCAUGUGGUGGUCGUGCCCCUUGCGCAUGCACAUCCGCCCACAGAUGCCCCCCGUGUCCACGUCGGUCUCGCCACACCAGACGAUGUUCUGGUCGCAGUUGGUGGAGCUGAUGGGGGAGUACUUGAUGCUGUACUGCAAACGGUCCAGCCCUCCGCAGAAGACACGCAGCAGACACGUGUCUUCUGCGGAAACGUGGUCCGUGACGGUCCCCAGAAACGCGUGAGGCGCUCGGUAGGCGAAGUUGGUGUACUUGUACAUGCGGUCUCUGCCGCCACGAUCCGCUGGUGCAUCCGUCUGGGCACUUGGUGUGGGUGCGCAGGUGAUGAUCACGUGUGGCCCGAGGAGGCGCCCGACAAGGCCAGGAUUGAGCUGCAACUCGACGGUGUCCACGUCCUGAAGCACUCGCUCCUUUGAGCGCGGGUCGUACAGCUGACGGCGACGUCCACCGGCCGACACAAUGACGAUCUUGCCGCCGCCUUUGAGGUUCUUGAAGUUGGCCUGGACGACCGCGAAGACGUAUGGCGCUGCACGCACACAAACACACAUGGGCAUUAGCGUGAUAUUGGGCUGAUGAGGGAGCUGCGUGCACCUGUGAUUAAUCACCUGCUGGCACGAGGAGUGAAUCUCCUUGACCAGUGAAAGACGACAUCUCUGCAGGUACGCCCUGUCCUGCAUGAACAAACAAACCUCGUAAAGGCACUUGUGUGGAUCAGGGUGAGGCCUCUGGUCUCACCUUACACGCUGAAGGAGCUGUCCGUGAGACCAAACAACAGCGUGCGCAAUGAGGCGAACAGGCAACAAAAUGCCUGAGUAUGCCUGCUGCUGCCGUGAAGCAGCCUGCAGGUAUUCUGAAAGCGCCAUUAACCAAUGCUGGGGUCCGAAAAAGAGGAGGACC
Molecule: messenger RNA, 2162 nt
Organism: Vitrella brassicaformis
Lineage: Eukaryota; Vitrellaceae
Source: the annotation of a GenBank genome assembly